AUGUCAACAUUGGAUGUAGGUCUCAACGAGACAGUUGCGAACGCUGCAGACGAUGUCGAAGGCAACGCCGCCGAGCGUGCAGUAGAGGAAGAGGAAGAAGAAGAGGCCGACGAUGAGUUUGGCAACCCCAGCCGGUGGUGGUUUGCCAGCACCGCUUGCCCACUGCUCGCAGGCACCUUUGGGCCCAUAGCCAAUGGCUUCAGCAUAUGUGCCCUCGUUUACAACUGGCGGGUUGAAAUUCCAGCUGGUGGCACCCAAGGGCAUGGUCCACCUAUACCGGAUCCAGGCUGGCUUCUCGCCAUCAAUGCCGUGUCUCUCAUCUCUGCUCUUGUCGGCAACGCGACUCUCUUGCUCAACAUGGCUCGCCGAGUCAAGUUCUACAUCGCUCAGCCCCUCACCAUCACUGGCUUCUACCUUGCGGGCAUCUUACUGAUUGCCGACAUGGCUGCACUCACGGCAUCCCCAACGGACCACUUGACCGGCAGUGUUGCCCCUGCCGCCGCCCAUGCACUUUCGGAAGCCUUUUAUUACGCCAUUUUCGCCUCAGUCAUAUACAUGGUCAUCGGCUCACUGAUGUGCCUCACCGUCUAUGGAGCGCUCAAGGGCUACUACGAGAAGGACUUCCAAUUGAACGCUUCGCAACGCACUCUCAUGCUUCAGACCAUGUUGUUCGUCGCGUAUCUGCUGCUUGGGGCACUAGUCUUCAGCAAAAUCGAGGGUUGGAGUUUUCUCAACGCAGUUUACUGGGCGGACGUCACACUGCUUACGGUAGGCGUCGGCGACUAUUCGCCAAUGACAAGUGUAGGUAGGGGCUUACUGAUCCCCUAUGCGCUAUGCGGCAUCCUCAUUAUCGGUCUGGUCAUCGGCAGUCUGCGGUCCUUAGUCCUCGAGAGAGGCGAGCAGAAGCUGGCAGCAAGAAUCACGGAGAAGCGUCGGUCUACCGCAGUCCAUAACGUGGAUGAGCGAAAACAGACGGUCAAAAUCUCAUUCCUCGCAUCCGCGGACUUCAGUACCGAUCCCGCACUCACACCAGCACAGCGUCGUGAGGAGGAGUUUCAUGUGAUGCGCAAACUUCAGGAGGUUGCCGACAACGAGCGGCGCUGGAUGGCUUUAGCCAUGUCUGGCACCUUCGCACUUAUGCUUUGGCUUGUUGGUGCUGCAAUCUUCAUGGUUUGUGAGCAGAGCCAGCAGUGGACCUACUUCGACGCCGUCUACUUCACAUGGGUCUGCCUGCUCACCAUCGGCUAUGGUGAUUACCGCCCGUACUCAAAUGCUGGUCGAGCGUUCUUCGUCAUCUGGUCGCUGUUAGCAGUGCCCUCUCUUACCAUACUUAUCUCUGACAUGGGUGACACUAUCAUCAAAUGGUUCUCAGAUCUUACCACCUGGGUAGGUAGCAUCACCGUCCUGCCCGAAGGCGGAGGCUUCCGAGCAAGAGUCAAAGCCAUCCUACAGACCUUGAUCAGGUGGUGCACUGAUUCCUUCCAACGCUUCUCGCCACCAGGCUUGUUCGGAGACCACGAGCAGCGCAUGCUUGAUCGCCUUUCUGAUCGCCUCACAAAGCACAUCGAAGACGACGAGUCUCACCCUGACACGUCUGUGGAUGAGCUGCAGCGCGAUAUGAACUUCUAUCACUACGUUCUCGCCCGCGAAUGCCGCAAUCUUCAAAAGGAUCUUGCUGCCAGCCCUCCGAAGAAGUACGCCUGGGGCGAGUGGGAGUACUACCUCAAGCUCAUCGGCAACGAAGGCGACCCACAGAAUCACCCGGGUCAAACAAAGCUUCGACCCAACCCUGAGCGGCGCGAGAAGCGUCGUCUCACAACGCUCGAUCUGCAGGACUGGUCAUGGCUGUCGAAUAGGUCGCCGCUUAUGAGCAGCAAAAGCGAAGCCGAAUGGAUCCUUGAGCGCCUUGCCGCAGCCUUGGAGCGGGAGUUGAACCGACAGCGCAAAGGUCACCGCCGGAAGCCGCCCAUUAGUAUGAGCGACCUCAAGAAGCGGACGAGGCAGAAAGAAGCGCAGCAGGCCGACGACGAUGAGCACCGCGGAGGCGGAGGGAGAAGUGGUGGUGGCGAGAAGGGCGUGAAGAGCCAGAAGGGCGCGGCGGGCGAGAUAGCGGGUAAGGAGGAGGAUGCGCUGGAGAAGGCGGCGAAGAGUGAGGCUUAG
Messenger RNA from Baudoinia panamericana UAMH 10762, 2160 nucleotides. RefSeq lists its product as uncharacterized. Gene Ontology annotation, biological process: potassium ion transmembrane transport; stabilization of membrane potential. Gene Ontology annotation, cellular component: membrane. The transcript has 3 exons. NCBI's taxonomy places the organism in Eukaryota, Fungi, Ascomycota, Dothideomycetes, Mycosphaerellales, Teratosphaeriaceae. The record is from RefSeq and is a predicted model, not a curated record. Bases 1 to 2160 code for a protein of 719 amino acids. Gene Ontology annotation, molecular function: potassium ion leak channel activity.